AUGACAGCCUUUUCGGUUAAGGAUCGUAAAACGGAUAAUUUCCGUAAGCUGAUACAUUACGAUGUCAAUGUUUGCAGUAUUUUGGGACGGGCUGAUAAUAACCUGAUAACAGUGUGGAUACAAAAUUUUUUGAAAUUUGGAAAUCUGCCGAAAAGUUGUCCGAUUAAGAAGGGCAACUAUUCAUGGUAUAAAUUGCGACCGGAGAAAGUUUCCAUUCCUGAUGUCUUUCCCUCAGCAGAAUAUAAAAUGCAAAUCGAUACGUAUUUUCGCAAGGGCAAGGAACGACAAUCUGUGGAUAAUUUAACCGUGGUAGGAAUACUGAAGUAG
Musca vetustissima is the source of this 327-nucleotide messenger RNA. RefSeq lists its product as uncharacterized. The record is from RefSeq and is a predicted model, not a curated record. Lineage: Eukaryota; Metazoa; Arthropoda; Insecta; Diptera; Muscidae. The coding region runs from base 1 to 327 and encodes 108 amino acids. The transcript is spliced from 2 exons.